CGUCGCGAUCGUGCGCGCGCCGGAAGGGCGCGCGAGCGAGCGAAGGCGAUGCAAGCGAUGGGCGCGCGCGUAAGCCCCGUCGCGGUGACGGAUGCGCGCGCGCGUCGCCAUCGCGCGCGCGUGGGGGCGAAAAAUGGCGGUGCGGUGGAUAACACGCAGCUUUUGGAAGAGCAUGAUGCGUGCGGGGUCGGUUUCAUCGCUUCGUUGAAGGGUGAGCGCACGCACAAGACUGUGAAAGAUUCCUUGAUGGCUGUCGGGUGCAUGGAGCACCGCGGGGCGUGCUCGGCGGACAACGACUCUGGUGAUGGUGUCGGUGUCAUGACGCACAUUCCGUGGAAGCUUUUGGACAAGUGGUGCGCGGCGAAUGGUAUCAGUGGAUUCUCUGAAGGCUCCUCGGCGGUCGGUAUGGUUAUGUUGCCCACCGACGGUGCCAAGGCGGCUGAGGCGAAGAAGAUUCUUGAGGCGAGCUGCGUCGCCGAAGGCCUCAAGGUGCUCGGUUGGCGUGCGGUUCCGGUGGACAACUCCGUCGUCGGUCCGCUCGCGAAGAUGACGUGCCCGGUGCACGAACAGAUUCUCGUCGACGGGGCGGGCUUGGAACGCGAAGAGCUCGAGCGCAAGUUGUUCAUCGCGCGCAAGACGUGCGAAAAGUCGGCGAGCUCCGACGCCGUGUUAGCUGAGAGCUUCUACAUUUGCACCUUGAGCUCCCGCACGAUUGUGUACAAGGGUAUGCUUCGAUCCGCGGUGUUGGGCAAGUUCUACAAGGAUUUGGAAGACCCCGACUACGAGUCGCAGUUCUCGAUUUACCACCGCCGUUUCUCCACGAACACGACGCCGAAGUGGCCACUCUCGCAACCGAUGCGUUUCUUGGGACACAACGGUGAGAUCAACACCCUUCAAGGUAACUUGAACUGGAUGGCGUCUAAGGAAGCUGAUAUGGAGAACCCGAUCUGGGGCGGUCGUGAACCGGAAUUCCGCCCGAUCUGUAAUCCGGCUGCCUCCGAUUCCGCCAACCUCGACAGAGUCGCGGAGCUCCUGGUGAGAACCGGCCGCGCGCCGGCGGAGACUAUGAUGUUGCUUGUGCCAGAAGCGCACCGCAACCACCCCGAACUCGAUGCGACGUUCCCGGAAGUUCAUGAUUUCUACGAUUAUUACGCUGGGAUGCAAGAAGCGUGGGAUGGUCCAGCGUUGCUCGUCUUCUCCGAUGGCAAGCAGCUCGGCGCCCGCCUCGACCGCAACGGGUUGCGCCCGGCGCGCUUCUGGCGCACGUCCGAUGAUUACAUCUACGUCGCCUCGGAAGUUGGUGUCCUCGGUGAUGUCAUGUCCAACGCGUCCAAUGUCGUCUCCAAGGGCCGUCUCGGCCCGGGUAUGAUGAUUUACGCUGAUUUGGAGACGGGCGAGUUCAAGGAAAAUACGGAAAUCGCGAAGGAAGUCUCCGCGCGCCUCCCGUACGGCGAAUGGAUGAAGGCCAUCGAUCGCGUCAAGGGCAUCGAACCCAUUGGCGCGACGCAACUGGACCCGAUCCAACUCAUCGAGUGCCAAGCUCGCGCCGGUUACGCCGCCGAAGACAUCACGAUGAUCAUUGAAUCGAUGGCGUCCGAUGCCAUCGAACCCACUUGGUCGAUGGGCGACGACACCCCGAUGCCCGUCUUGUCUGGCCGACCGCGCUUGCUUUAUGACUACUUCAAGCAACGCUUCGCGCAAGUUACCAACCCCGCCAUCGACCCUCUUCGCGAGGGUCUCGUCAUGUCCUUGGCCAUGACUCUUGGUGCGAAGGGCAACUUGCUCGACACGCAAGGCAAGGAAACGCCGCCGGUCAUGCUCGACUCCCCGGUCCUCUUCGACUCUGAGUUGGAGCACAUUAAGAACCACCCGAAGCUGAAGACGCAAACUAUUGCCGCGCGUUACGCCGCUGGUGGUGCCGCUGGUGCCCUCAAGGCUGGCCUUGACAAGCUUUGCGAAGAGGCCGCCGCGGCGAUUCGCGCCGGCAGCGAGUGCAUCGUCAUCACGGAUCGUCCGGAUCAAGGUCCGGACUCGCCCGCGAUUCCCUCGCUUCUCGCUGUUGGUACCGUGCACCACUACUUGAUCGCGCAAGGUCUUCGAACCCGCGCGUCUAUCGUCGUGGAGUCUGCUUCGGCGUUCAGCACGCACCACAUUGCCACCUUGGUUGGUUUCGGCGCACACGCUGUGUGCCCGUGGUUGGCUUUGGAAACCUGCCGGUCAUGGAGAAAGUCCCCGAAGGUCGAGACCGCCAUCCAGCGCGGUAAGAUGGGUGAUGUCUCUGUGGAAGGUGUGCAAGUCAACUUCAAGAAUGCCCUCAACAAGGGUCUCAAGAAGAUCUUGUCUAAGAUGGGUAUCUCUUUGAUCACCUCGUACCAAGGCGCGCAAAUUUUCGAGUGCUACGGUCUUGGGCCUGAAGUCAUCAACACCGCCUUCAAGGGCACCGUUUCCCGCAUCGGUGGUCUCACCAUGGAUGAAGUUGCCGCGGAGACGCACAUGUUUGUCCAGUCCGCUUUCCCGGGUGAGGCUGAAGAGAUGGCCAAGGUUGAGGCGCGCGGUAUGUUCCAAGUCAAGCCGGGAUUGGAAUACCACGGCAACAACCAAGAGAUGUCUAAGCUUCUUCACAAGGCUGUUGGCCUCGGUGGUGGUGAAAAGAAUGAUGAGUUCUGGAGCGCCUACCAAGCGCACCGCAACGAUCGUCCGUACACGUGCUUGCGCGAUCAACUCGAAAUCAAGUCUGACCGCCAACCGAUCUCCGUCGAUGAGGUCGAAUCCGUCGCUGACAUUUGCACGCGCUUCUGCACGGGUGGUAUGUCUCUCGGUGCUAUCUCCCAAGAGUGCCACGAAUCUAUCGCCAUCGCGAUGAACCGCAUCGGUGGUAAAUCCAACUCUGGUGAAGGUGGCGAAGACCCGAAGCGAUUCGAAACCAUCACUGACGCCACCGCGGAUGGCAAGUCUGAAACGUUCCCGUACCUUCGAGGCAUGGAGAAUGGCGACGUCGCGUCUUCCGCUAUCAAGCAAGUCGCUUCCGGUCGCUUUGGUGUCACGACGUCGUUCUUGAUGUCUGCCAACCAGACCGAAAUCAAGGUGGCGCAAGGUGCCAAGCCGGGAGAAGGUGGUCAGCUUCCGGGUAAGAAGGUUUCCCCGUACAUUGCCUGGCUCCGCCGAUCCAAGGCUGGUGUCCCGCUCAUCUCCCCGCCGCCGCAUCACGACAUCUACUCCAUUGAGGAUCUCGCGCAGCUCAUCUAUGACUUGCACAUGGUCAACAAGAACUCGAAGGUGUCCGUGAAGCUCGUGUCCCAAGCGGGCAUCGGCACGGUGGCGUCCGGCGUCGCCAAGGCGAACGCCGACAUCAUCCAAAUUUCGGGUGGCGAUGGUGGUACCGGCGCGUCUCCUUUGUCGUCCAUCAAGCACUGCGGUGGUCCGUUGGAGAUGGGUCUCGUCGAAUCGCACAGAACUCUCGUUGAGAAUGGCCUUCGCGAGCGCGUCGUCUUGCGCGCCGAUGGUGGCUGCCGCUCCGGUCUUGACGUCAUCCAAACCGCUCUCAUGGGUGCCGAUGAAUACGGUUUCGGUACCGUUGCGAUGAUUGCCACUGGCUGCGUCAUGGCUCGUAUUUGCCACACCAACAACUGCCCCGUUGGUGUUGCGUCCCAGCGCGAAGAGCUUCGCGCGCGCUUCCCCGGUGCGCCAAGCGAUCUUGUCAACUUCUUCAUGUACGCCGCGCAAGAAGUGCGCGAGAUCCUCGCCCAAAUGGGUUACAGAUCUCUCGAUGAGAUCAUCGGUCGCAACGACUUGCUCAGCCAAAUUGACAAGGCGCCGGCGAAGACUUCGUCUCUCGACUUGUCCUUCCUCACCACGUCCUCUGGCGAGGCUGGCGCUUCCUCGGACCGCAUCGCGCAACCGGUGCACAACGACGGUAUCGUUCUCGAUGACAAGAUCCUUAGCGAUCCGGAAGUCCAAAAGUGCAUCGAAACCGAAGGCACGUACACGAAGAAGGUGGAGAUUGUCAACGUCGACCGUUGCGCGACGGCGCGCGUCGCCGGUCAAAUCGCCAAGAAGUACGGCGACAAUGGCUUCGCUGGUUCUCUCACCUUAGACAUCGAGGGUUCCAGCGGUCAAUCUUUCGGUGCUUUCGUUGUCGGUGGCCUGAAAGUGCGACUUGUGGGUGAAGCGAACGAUUACGUGGCGAAGAGCAUGAGUGGCGGUGAGAUUGCCAUCAUGCCUCCUCCGAACUCUCCGUUCGCGCCGGAGUCGGCGAGCAUCGCGGGUAACGCGUGCUUGUACGGCGCCACUGGUGGUCAAGUGUUUAUCAGCGGUCGCGCUGGUGAACGCUUCGCCGUCCGUAACUCGCUCGGUGAAGCGGUCGUUGAAGGCACUGGCGACCACUGCUGCGAAUACAUGACGGGUGGUUGCGUCGUCGCGAUCGGCAAGGUUGGCCGCAACGUUGGCGCGGGUAUGACUGGUGGCAUCGGUUACUUCCUCGACGAAGACGGUACGUUCGAAUCCAAGGUGAACGGCGAGAUUGUCGCCAUGCAGCGCGUGAUCACGCCGGCGGGUGAGGCCCAACUCAAGGGUCUCAUCUCCGCGCACGCCGAGAAGACGAACUCGCCGAAGGCGAAGGCUAUCCUCGCUGACUGGGCCAACUAUUUGCCCAAGUUCUGGCAGUUAGUUCCGCCGUCUGAGGCGAACACGCCGGAGGCGACGAACGAUGUUAAGGCUGGAGUUGAAGCCACUGCUUAAAUCCAUAGCGCGGCGCGGCGUCGUACGCAAAAAAUGCUUGCAAGCGUUCAUGAGUUGAGGAAUUUAGAAACAGU
Messenger RNA from Ostreococcus lucimarinus CCE9901, 4811 nucleotides. RefSeq lists its product with no specific name. Gene Ontology annotation, molecular function: glutamate synthase (NADH) activity. Gene Ontology annotation, biological process: ammonia assimilation cycle. Lineage: Eukaryota; Viridiplantae; Chlorophyta; Mamiellophyceae; Mamiellales; Bathycoccaceae. The coding region runs from base 49 to 4737 and encodes 1562 amino acids. The record is from RefSeq and is a predicted model, not a curated record. The transcript is spliced from 2 exons.